Anarrhichthys ocellatus (wolf-eel) is the source of this 3243-nucleotide messenger RNA. Its product is annotated as circularly permutated Ras protein 1-like. Gene Ontology annotation, biological process: COPII-coated vesicle cargo loading. Bases 78 to 2345 code for a protein of 755 amino acids. The transcript is spliced from 20 exons. The record is from RefSeq and is a predicted model, not a curated record. Gene Ontology annotation, molecular function: SNARE binding; zinc ion binding. Gene Ontology annotation, cellular component: endoplasmic reticulum exit site; COPII vesicle coat. NCBI's taxonomy places the organism in Eukaryota, Metazoa, Chordata, Actinopteri, Perciformes, Anarhichadidae.
AAGGUGUCCUCUUUAAUGAGUUAUUAUGUGUGAUGUAUUAAAUAAUGUCCUCUCUCUCAUAGGCAGGUAGGCUCACAAUGGAGUUUGCUUGUGGAUUUGUUUAUGUGCCACCAUCGGUGACUCAGAAGGACGGCCAACGACAUAAUGUCAUUAAGCGCUCAGCUCUUCUUCCUCCUGUUAACUGGAUUCGUCCUAGCAGUCCUCCCCCUCCUCCUCCAAAAAACUCUGCAGAAGCCAAACCACCAAAGUCACCCCAAUCUCGCCUAAAGGUCAUUGAACAGUUGGAAAAGAGCAAGGAAGUGAAGAAGGCUGUGAAGCCCACUCCCUUCUAUGCAAAUGCUGAAUUUCACAAUAAAGCGGGUGCAGCUUCUUCCAGGAGUACAACUCCUCAAAAGACAGCUCUUCUGCCACCACACAUGAGAUCUUCAGCAAACAGCCAGUCCCCUCCUUACAGCCAGCCACUCAUUUCCUCCAACACCAACAGUCAUCUGUCAUCAUUUACCUACAACCUCCCGAAUGAGCCAGAUUUAGAUGUACCUUCUUCGGACCCAAACUACUCGUACGCCACACCAGAAGGCGCAGGGUUCAAGGUGAAGCUGCCAGCUGAUACUAGCAAAGUGUCGGCUCCGGUGUCAGUUCCUCCCCUUCCUCCGAGACCUUCGUUCAUGAAGUUAAUCCCAGAGUACCUGGUGCUGUUGCCUCAGAAAUCACUCACGGACACAUCACUUGUCCCACCACCUACUAAAUCAGCAGAUCAGGGGCCUCUGCCUGGGAAUCCCAAUGUGCUCCUUGUCAGUUUAGGAAAAUUACUCUCAGAGGAAAGAGCGCAGACCACACAAGGAGAACUCGCCUCCUGCUCCAAAUGCGGCUCUGUGCUGGACUCCUGCUAUGACAAUGUGGUUAAUGAAUGUUACUUCUGUCAGCCCUGGGAGCCGACCAGCACUCCCAGUAUGCCACAGUGUCACCAGGAUGUCCUCUUUUUGCUAUGUCCUGAUGAAAAACCCCGUUGUGCGGCUGACGCUCUGCUGCUCUUCUGCAUCGACGUCUCAGGCUCUAUGAGCAUCACCUCAGAGGUGUCGGAGGGAGAACUUGUUGUCCACAAAACCCGUCUCCAGUUUGUUCUGGAAGCCGUGCUGCAGUGUGUCCAGAGACUGAGUGAGCAGAAACCUGACAUUCGAGUGGGACUCAUCACCUUCAGCAGUCAGGUGACAAUGCAUGGAAAUGAGAAUUUCACGUCACAUUCCCUGAGCGGUGCUGAGUUAGCUGACUGCAACUUUCUGAAAAAGACUGCAGCCAGUUUCCCAACUCCGCCUCCACUCUCACAGAACAAGGAUUACUUACGGAAACAAGUCAUGGGAUUAUGCGACGGUGGGACGACGGCUCUUGGUCCUGCUGCGCUCCUGACGAUUGCGAUAGCCUCCAGACAGCCAGGGUCCACGGUGAUUAUCUGUACAGAUGGAAAGGCCAACACAGACUUGGGGAAUCUGGAGGUAGAGGAUAAUGAUGCUCGCACUCUCCUCUCAUCCACCAUAUUCUACAAGGACCUGGGGGAUUAUGCUGCCAAUCAGGGUGUGACAGUGUCUGUGCUGUCCAUAGAGGGAACAGACUCCAGGCUGGACGAGCUGGGAAGACUCGCUGAUCGCACUGGAGGGAAAGUGGUGAUAGCAAGUCCCAAAAGGUUGCAUGCAGAGUUUGAAGAGAUCAUUGAGAACAGAAUGAUAGCGACACAGUGCACUGUCACGUUACUGCUACCCCAAUCCCUGCGUAUGAGAGGAGAGAAGGAGGCAGGACACAAAGGGACAAGAGAGGUGGGGAACGUGGACCCAGAAACAGAGAUCACCUUCCAGUUUGGAGCCAGUGAACAGAACACAGACGUGUCGGCGCCAGCCUCUGGUAGCCGUGUGUUUAUCCAGCUGCAGAUCAGGUACAGGCAGAGGAAGGGACAGACGAUGCUCAGAGUGAUCACCACAGGCCGAGAUGUUACUGAUGACAGCUCGGCGGCCCUGUCCUCUCUCUCUCUGGCCAUCAUUCAGCUCAACUCGUCACAGGCCAGCGCCGCUCUGGCUGUCAGAGGCCGCUUCCUCGAUGCCAGGAGGGAAGGAGAGCUGCAGAGGAAGCUGAUCGAGAGAGCAAUAGAGCAUAAUCACAGUGCAGAGGACCAGCAAACAUACCAAGAAUGGAUUAAAACCAUGGAGCCAAUAUACAGCCACAAACAUACCAUCAUAAGGAGAAAAUCAGUCGUUUCAGACUCGGAGUCUCUAACAGACGCCGGUGCAGCGCUGUUCUACACUAUGAAGCACAGCAACAGGAUGACCAUCUCCCUGAAGAAUAAACAUAAACUCUAACCAACUGUCAGCCUUCACCUUUCAUCUCGUUGGAAGCAGCUCAAGUCAUGAAUGACAAGGACAGACACUGUUGUUUGAUUUUCAUCAUCUGGCUGAAUAUACAGUAUAUCUCAAAUACCUCAAAUAUUUCAAAUAUAUCAACAAAAAAACUGGUUAUCUGUAUCAUAAAGAAGUAAAACAUGUGAUUUUUUUCAGUGUUACAUUAAAAUCUGCUGAGGGAGUAUAGCGAACAUGGAUGUGUAUUUGACACUGCGGCAGAGUUUACACUGACCAAAACAGACAAGAAACACCUGACUCAGAAACACCAUCAUGCAGCUAACACCUAGAGCAAAACACAUCUCACAACAUGUGUAAACUUCCAACUAAACAGUUAAUAUAGUUCAGAAUAUGAUCAUGUAAUUGUGUUUUAAUAUAUGCAACUUAUUUGCACCAAACUUGACAAUGCAACAGGAAAUACAACCUCACAACAGCUGCGUUAUUGUUAAAUUUUUUUAUUAAAUUGUUUAAUUCAUACAAAAAAAAAACCACUAAAUAUAUGCAGUGGAUGUUGUUCAGAAGAUGCAUUCAUUCGUUAUUUAGUGCCGGCAGGUUCCAAGAGAAACAAAUGCAAGUUCUAUCAUUACGCAGACUGAUGCUGAGCAGGUAGAAGCCUACUGUGCCUCUGUGUCUGUGGAGUUCUGUAACCGUCUCGCUGCCGGGUCUGUGGACACAACCUGAGCCUCCAACUCCACAUCAGUCUUCCCCUGAGAGAGAUUAACCGGCACGUAGAUGAAGUUCCAGUCCGCCAUCACGGGUUUGUGGUGUAGUGUUUGCUAUAACAGGCUCUUUAGCAGAUGCUGUCCCUUUUUCUAUCGUUGAAGGUGAAGUAUGCCUCCAGUUUGGCGUCUCAAGGGCAUCU